Messenger RNA from Gigantopelta aegis, 3870 nucleotides. Its product is annotated as ataxin-3-like. Gene Ontology annotation, biological process: protein deubiquitination. Gene Ontology annotation, cellular component: nucleus. The record is from RefSeq and is a predicted model, not a curated record. The transcript has 7 exons. Lineage: Eukaryota; Metazoa; Mollusca; Gastropoda; Neomphalida; Peltospiridae. Gene Ontology annotation, molecular function: cysteine-type deubiquitinase activity. Bases 96 to 1052 code for a protein of 318 amino acids.
CGGAACGAGCACACGACUGGUACUCUGUAAUUUGCUUAUUGUGUUUACACUGAAAAGGGAAGUUAGUUAAAUAUUGGUGUAUUGUUUGGGUUAACAUGGACGUCAUAUUUCAUGAAAAGCAAGAAGGAUCACUGUGUGCACAACACUGUUUAAAUGCCUUGCUUCAAGGGGAAUAUUUUUCUGCUGUAGACUUAGCACAAAUAGCACAGAGACUGGAUGAAAGGGAACGGGCAUUACGUUCGGAAGGGGGAACACUUACCCAUGAAUACCAAAAUUUUAUACAACAGCCAUCAAGUAACUUUGAUGACAGUGGUUUCUUCUCCAUCCAAGUGAUUGUUGAGGCCUUGAGGGUAUGGAACCUAGAGUUACUGCAGUACAACAGUCAGAACUCGAUAGCCGAGCAGAGUCGCCAAGAUCCGACACAACAAUCGGCGUACAUAUGCAACUUCCGACAGCACUGGUUCACGAUCCGACAAUUGGGACAUCAAUGGUUUAACCUCAACUCGCUGCUGUCCGGGCCUGAGCUGAUAUCAAACACGUACCUCUCACUGUUUAUCACUCAAUUACAACAGGAAGGUUAUUCAAUAUUUAUUGUGUUGGGAGAGUUGCCAGACUGUGAUGCUGACCAGCUGUUGAAACUAAUGCCUGCUGUCCAGUCAGUGAAACCCACAUUGAUAACAGAAGUGGACGAGUCGGAGAUGGACGAUGCUGACCCCCAGAUAAGAGCGUUGAAAGAGGAAAGCCGCAAAUAUGUAGAGGCAGAGGAUGCAAGUCUUCAGAAGGCUCUACAACUGAGCAUGGAAGGAUAUUAUUUAGAUGAUGAGGGAAUGACCAGUCCUUUGGAGGCUAAGGCUGGUAGUAGUUCAGCUGUGAACUGCACUCCCAGUUUGGAAGAGGUUAGAGAAAAACGACUUGCAUUUCUCAACAAACUUGAGAAAAAUACUGACACACAGCCAGCCUCCGAGACAGACAGUACACAGGCCAAAGAUGAAUUAAGUGAAGAGGACAUGUUGAAGAUAGCCAUGGAAAUGUCUAUGCAACAGCAGACUUGACGUUUGUGAAAGCUUCCAAAGUGAUCUGUGAUAUGUUUUGUACCUGGGUUAAAACUAACAUAUGCAUGGGCAGACCUACAAAUGAACUGAGUGUGCAGGAACAACAUGGAGCCGCAUGUUUUAUAUUGAUAGGUUUUUCAGGCCACAUUCUGCACAUGUUCAAAGCAUUUUCCUGAUGUGGGUGUGAAAAGCAUAAUCUCACUACAAUACACAAAUAAUAGUUGUCUGUCUGAAAAAGAAGAAUUUGUUUGGUUUUUUAAAAACAAAAUGUUACUUCUUUGUCAUUUGCAGUGUUUGAAUGUUUUUCUGUGAUACAGUCAACACCGUUUAAUGAACACAUGCUAAGCAGUUGGAAGUAGAAUGUAUUUGUUUACGAGUAACAAGAAGUAGUGCAUUAACGUCAUAUAGCAGGCUCAUCGUUGUUGAGUUAAUGGUUGAUAGCAGCAAUUGCCAACGUCGUAUGAAACCCAACACUUGUGUUUAGCAUGUUCCUGGGUUGUAAUGGAGCCAUUUUUUGUUCAUCCUUUGUUAUAAAUGGUUGAGAAAAUAAUUUUGAAAUAGUUUCAGUAAGGUUGGGCAUCAUGUGUUAGUUCUGACAAUAAACGUCCCAUGCUGAGUGUGAUGUAUUGUGUUGUACUCCACUACCCAUAUUGUCAUUUGAGUGGAUAAGCUACAUUGACUAGCUAGUCACUACUCUAUUAUGGCAAGAUGUAAAUAUCUUUCAGGUCACCAGAGUAAGUGUUUAAAAAAUCUCUACUUGCAAAAAUGGUAAAAAUGAAUAGUAUUCUUAUGUCAAAACAUUACCGGUAGAUGGUUUAUCAAAGUUGUAAAUUUAAUGUUGGUUGUGCCUUGGGGUGGGUGAAGUUUACCUGAGCCUAAGUAAGUGUUUAAAAUUCUAAUUGCAAAAAUGGUAUAACUAAAUAGUAUUCAUAUAUGUAAGAAAUCAUUACUGGUAAAUAGUUUAUCAAAGUUGUAAAUUUCAUUAAUGUUGGUUUGUGCCUGGAGAUGGGUGAAGUUUACUAAGACUAAUUUCUUCACAACAAGCUUCCUCGACUCGAGGGGAAGCAAAUUACCAAUUAUAGAUACAUUUACUCUGUAAAUAGCUGUCACACACUCUACAAGUCUGGUAUGUGGGGGGUCAGCAAUUUAUUCAGAUGACCAUUUAGGUCCGUGGACCUCAUUUGAAUCAAGUUACUCUUAAAACAGAACUUUCAACAUGUAUAAAAGCAAUUAUUGAAUGCCCAUUCAUGUUUUUUGUUUUGCUUUUUUUCUUCUUUUCCAUUUUUGUGUCAAAGUGCCUUUAAUUCUUUUAGUCAAACACUAUUUUUGGAUCAGUCAUCUUAAUUUUAUUGGUAAUUGUUUUCCAUCCAUCCAGUGUAAAACUUUAUGGUAUCAGUAUACAAUGAUGUAUUUUUUAGUGUUGUGCCAAAUUAUUGGCAAAUGUAAGUAAUCUUUCUGUUUUUUAAGUUUGUUUUUGUUAAAUUUCCACUUUUAUAUUAAUUUAACACUGAGCCCUAAUCUAACCUGUCAAAUUUUUUUUUAUACCAAAAGGUUGCUAAAGUCAUUGUGUUAUUAACAUAAUCGAGAAGUUGAAGUUGCUGUAAUCGGAUUUUAAAACAAAAUCACACAACAGAUAUAAAGACGCCAUCUUGUUUAGUUUCAUAGCUUUCUUGACACAUUAUCAGUCCUUUCUUUUACUUGCCACAAUUCUACAUUAAUGCUCGUCAUGUUUUUUGCAUUUGACCAGUCUUUUGGUUCUCGGCCAGAUUCAUUUCAGUAAUGUAAGAAAAUAAUAUUACUUUUGUUUUAACAUAAUGACACAUUAAUUAUCAAUUACUUAACACUAUGUCUUCAAUGAAAAUAUUAAAUAAUUUUAUUAGUAGUAGUAUUUCAUAUUGAAAUAUAUGUAUUACAAUUUAAUUCUAGAUUAGGGCCUGGACAUGUAAAUACAUGCAUUUCAGUUCUCUCCAUCUUAUCACAUUAUUUUAAGGAGUGCUCUUUAAACUUCUAAUUUCCCACGUGUUUAGUAGAUUAUACAAAUUUUUUUGUUCUGUAAAAGCAUAAUAAAAAUAUAAAUUGUUGCUGUGAAUGAUUGCAAUAAUACAGAGUACCACUCAACAAUGCAGUUGAACACUUGCUUUUACAGCAUCACAUUGAUUAAUCAGUUACAAACGACACUUUUAUUUGUUGAGUUGUUUCACCCGUACUGUAUAUAGACAAGUUAUUAGAUAAUUUUGGCAACAGAGCAACCAAAAUGUUACCUUUGUUUUGGCAAUACAGUGAAACCGGUCUAAACAGGAUCAAGCUACAAUCUAAUUUUUAAAAGAUCCUUUUGGCAACAGAGAAACAAAUGUUAGCUUUGUUUUUUUAACACGGUGAAACCGGUCUAAACCGAGACGUAAUAUUUAUCUGAUUUAGACAGGAUCCUGUGUUUAGAGGGUUGCAUUUCAGAAUUAAAACAAUUUGGGACUACAAAAUGUUUCGACAGGAUUCCGGUUUCUUCAGUGUCCGGUUUAGACAGGUUUCAACUGUAUUAACCUUUGACAGAGACCAUUGUAUAACUGUUUCAUUUAAUUUAUCAAAUGGCAUUGUAGAAUUAUUAAUUUUGCUACAAAGAAUUGAAAAAUGUUUUAAAUCUCAUUAACUUAUUUAAAACGUACUAAUAAACAGCAUCUUAUUUGCUAGUAAUAACUAAUAACGUCAAGCAAUUUUUCUUGUCCGUUUUACAUACAAUUCCUAUUGUUUUAAAAUAAUUGAGCCAUGUGCUGCAUUUCAUUAAAGCAUAAUGUAACAUGCUAAUAAACUGAUGCAUUACCUA